Messenger RNA from Stylophora pistillata, 1617 nucleotides. RefSeq lists its product as uncharacterized. The record is from RefSeq and is a predicted model, not a curated record. Lineage: Eukaryota; Metazoa; Cnidaria; Anthozoa; Scleractinia; Pocilloporidae.
UCGGACUCGCAGGCUGGCAACAAAGUUGACUUUGAUAACGCUACGAAUCUCGAGAAAAAAUGUCCUCUGCGGACGAAAAUUCGGCUUUAAAAAGGAACUCUGUCCAUCAAACAAGGCUCAGUCUCGAACUCCAACAACUGGAAAGGGAUAGAACGACUCGCAUGCGUGAAAUGGAAAAGGCAACCCAAGCGUUUGCGCGGAGACAGGAACAAAUUCAGGGCAUACGAGAUAAAGCUUCCUUACGAAGAGUUCCGAGCGCUCCACCCAUACAAAACCAUUCUGGCCGCACGCCACUCAGUAAAAGUGUUCUUGCAGCUGAUUCAAAAGAAGAUUUGACCCUUCAACCAUUCAUAACCAAAAACGUAAGACUGGAAAGUGCACCCUUGUCGAGAAAUCGUAGAGCACUUCACAAAACAGUGACAAUGCCUUCGAUGGAUCUACUUCCAUCGCACGGCGGUUUUACCGGCUCCGCUGGUAACUUAUCAUCUAUUUGUAGCGAUCCAACGCAAAGAAGAACUAGCCCAAACAAAUUAGGAUUUGUAUCUCCGUUACAAACGCCCCCAAGUGGCACAAGAGUGCCAAUGUACAGUCGGAAUUUUACAGGUGUGCGACAACGGGACGAUGCAAUGACAGCUAGCCUGCCUCGAAGAAAGACCAGUUUACCUCAAUUAACUAAUGGCACGAGAACCACAAGAAGUAAAUCUGUGUCCUACUAGUCAAGAGAGCUUCACUAAUCAGUGUUUUUAUUAAUCUAUCUUUUGCUAUGAUUUUCUCGUGAACUCUCCAAGAUCUCCAGUCAACUCCUAGAUCGGUUCGUUACCAUGACAUAGGAAUGUUUUUCGGCUUUUCAUUUCGAGACAACUUCUCUAAGGAGUGUGAAAUAAUCCAAUCAUCAUGAAGGACCAUGAAGUUGUCUAAAAUAAGUAGUGGUUGAUGUCUAUAACUUGCGGUUGGAAUAUUGCUUGUUUUUUAUGUUCGUGUUGUGAGAAGUAGUACUCAAUAAUUACCUCAAAUUGGGCACACAUCGAAAAUCACGUUUGGCAAAAUAGAAGACCGUCUGACCAGAUAGAGUAGAUAAGGAAUUAAGUAAUCAAGAGGGCAAAAGUUAGGUUGUACAGUCAACACAACAAAAACUAUUUUUCCACGAGUUCGACCUAAAGAAGUUAGGACAUUUUCUUGUUGAUCUUAAUCAAGUUGACGUGCGAAAGCAUACCAAAUAUUGCGUGACCUUUAGAACUUAAGCACAGUGGGUUCCCAAAUAAACAUAGUUAUACAAAUUGGCUAUUUUUAUCCUCAUAAAUCAAUCAAGAGAUUUUAUCUUUGUUGGGACAUCUGAAUUGGUAAACUGCUGAACUACAGUGAACUUUUCAAAUUAACAUUCGAGGAAAACAAAAGAUUUAUAGCUGUGUAAUUCAGCGUUGUUGUUUCAACCGGAAACGAUGUGAAACGCAUUAACAGGCUUUGUUUGAUUGCUUUUAGCGAGUGUGAUCGAGCUGUUAAAAAAAAGUGUUUUGUCUAAAGAAAAGUAAUUUAAUUUUCAUUUAGUUUUUAAAAACAAGUGUGCUUUUUAUUCCUACGUUUCAUCAUUUGUGUGUUAAGUAAAACUCCAGAACAUUU